This is a messenger RNA of Engraulis encrasicolus (European anchovy), 2598 nucleotides long. It is a transcript of the gene oscp1b, whose product is annotated as organic solute carrier partner 1b. The transcript has 10 exons. Gene Ontology annotation, biological process: transport. Bases 205 to 1347 code for a protein of 380 amino acids. Gene Ontology annotation, cellular component: plasma membrane; cytoplasm. The record is from RefSeq and is a predicted model, not a curated record. Lineage: Eukaryota; Metazoa; Chordata; Actinopteri; Clupeiformes; Engraulidae.
AGUGCAGACGCCUAGUAGCAACCCUUUUAGUAAGGCCUACGUUGAUUGGUUCUCGCUCGUCGUGACCUGGCAACCGAGUAGAAGCUUUCAAGACGCUUUAUCCCAAACAGUGGAAGUAACCAGACUGUGCCUGCUUGUUUGCCACAAACAACACAUAGCUGUAGUUGUGAAAUUACCGAGGUCAUUUUAACGUAAACAUUCACCAUGUCCUCGAGAACGCUACCUCUUCUUUUUAUUAACCUUGGCGGAGAAAUGCUUUACAUCCUGGAUCAACGCCUGAGAGCCCAGAAUAUCCCUGUCGACAAAGCCAAGAAAGUGAUGAAUGACAUCAUCACCACCAUGUUCAACAAGAAGUUCCUGGAGGAGCUGUUCAAGCCGCAGGAGCUGUACUCCAAGAAGGCCCUGAGGACCGUGUUCGACCGCCUUGCUCACGCCUCCAUCAUGAGACUCAACCAGGCCAGCAUGGACAAGCUGUACGACUUGAUGACCAUGGCUUUCAAGUACCAGGUGCUGUUGUGCCCGCGACCCAAAGACGUGCUGCUGGUCUCCUUUAACCACAUGGAUGCCAUCAAGGACUUUGUAAGGGACACGCCAAUCAUCCUGGCCCAGGUGGACGAGACCUAUCAACAGCUCGUAGAGAUAUAUACGCCACUGUCUGCUGGGGAGUUUCAGCUGAUAAGACAGACCCUCCUCAUAUUCUUUCAAGACAUGCACAUACGGGUAUCCAUAUUUCUGAAGGACAAAGUGCAGAACUCCAAUGGACGCUUUGUGCUGCCUACGUCCGGGCCAGUUCCAUGUGGCACACAGGUCCCUGGACUGAUCAGGCAGUUCAGCUGUGCUGGGGAAGAGGUGAAGAGAGCUCAGUUCUGCAACAGCGGGAACUACUCCAGCGCUCUGCGAGAGGGCUCCUUUGAGAUGUUCGGCGAUCGAGUCAUCAAGUUGGGCACAAACAUGUACAGUGUCAGUCGCCCGGUGGAGACCCACAUGUCAGGCACAUCCAAGAACUCGGCGCAGCACACCAAGGUCAACACUGCACCCAACCCGUUGGCCAAAGAGGAGCUGAACCUGUUGGCUAAGCUGAUGGGGGGGAUGGAGGUCCAGCGGACGGCCAACGCGGACUCAGGGUUCAGAGUCAACCUCUUCGCCACAGACGAGGAAGAAGAACAAGCUUUGAUAUCAAGACCACAAGAGCUCUCGUACGAUGUUAUAAAUAUCCAAGCAACUAAGGACAAGCAGGCCAAUGCCGAGCUGGCCAAGAUCAUGGGGGAGUUUGGCGCCACCGGAGAUCCCGCCCCCACCGUCAGCAGCAAAGGUGACGACCUCUUGGCCAUGAUGGACGGGCUGUGACGUCGCGGUGACGUUCUCUGAAGGUCUGUGACGCUAUGGAAGGACUAAAGCAGGUAGCAUACCCCUGCAUGAGGUCAUGCUGGUGGCCCCAAGGGACCGAGCACACACAUACACAGACACAGACACGCACACCUCAAACACUCACUGUGGAGCAGUGUAUACUUCUCUCUCUCUCUCUCUCUCUCACACACACACACACACACACACACACACACACACACACACACACACACACACACACACACACACACACACAGAUGGCUAAAUCUCUGUGUUGUGUGUAUGUGUGUGCGUUCUUUUAUCGAGUGAGAGGUGGACUGUGUGAGGAAGUGUCAGGUGUGUUGACUUAUCAGGGUUCGGGGAUGCGUUGUGAGGAGUCUGCUGCAAUACACCACUGUCCAGACAGAGGGCAGAUUUGUUUGCAUCAUGCUUUUUGCUUCAUACAAGUAUGCGUGCGUGCGUCCGUGCGUCUGUGUGUGUUGUAUAUUCCCAAAGCUAUUGCGUUCAUUUUCACAUACAGUACAGUUCAGUUCAUGCACUGCGUUUUUGGCAGCAUUAGAAGUGCUCUGGAACCUGAAGGGUUUAUUACCUUACCUUAACACAAGAGGGAGCUAUACAUCCAAAAUCAAAGGAGCUUUGGUAGAAGAAUCACUGUUGAACAGUAAUGAGGCGUCAGUAAAGAAGAAUAAUUAAAUAUGAUUACCGAACAGGGUCAUCUUACAUUUUCUACCAUUGAUAUGAGGCAGUUGAACUUAGUAGAAAAUGUUUAUAUGGUCUAAUUACAUGUUUGAAACACUGAUGUUUACUGAAAACCGGUCUCAGUGCUGUCCAUAUAUCCUCACAGACUUUGUCGACACAGCAACAAUUGUUUUGGACUUGCACUGACUUGAUGAAUCAGAAUGACUUAUAAUCUUAAUGUAUAAGAGAGAAAACCCAAGUGCACUUGUCAUUGUGUUUGAGAUAUUUAUCCAAAAAGCUAUUUGUGAACUUAAUGUUUUUGUGAGAUUGUGUCAAAUGUAUGCUGAAAUAUUUUAAAUGUUCCAUUUGCAGUUCCAUAAACAUGUCAUGAACCAACCAUUGUAAUGGUAAUACAUUCAUGCAAAGUUUAGUAGAAAAUGGCCAACACGAUAUUUUUUGCAUACAUUUUUUGAAAAUUGUCUAUUUUAAGAUUUUCAUUCAUUCACUGAAUGUAUGUUUUCUUAUGUUCUCUGUAAAUAGGAUUUGCCUAUUAAAUGAUAUUGUUUUCUAUGA